CGCACGUACGUCACGAAGCAUUCCGUCAGCGCCGAACGCCCUCUCCCAUUUAAAGGCAUUUUGACUUCAUUGUAAUUCAUAUAGUUAGCAAUUUAUUUAACUUAAAAGUAUAGCCGAUUGGAUAGUUGUUUGUACGGUUUUUUCUGUUUGUAUAUUUUGAUGGAUUGAGGCUUAGUCAUAUAAUUCGAUAGUUCCGAUAAGGUCUGCUGUCCGUGCUCCGUCAUUUUGAAAUCCCGUGGUCUCAAGUACAUUUUGCAUUCUUAUUACUGGAUACGAUGAGUGUGGAAGUGGAGAGGAAGUUUGUGUGUGAUGCCAACAUCCAGGACAAAUUAAGAGAAAUUGGAGCAGUGUGUGUUGGGCAGUGCCAGUUUGAAGAUAAGUAUUUUGAUACCCCAGACCAUCACCUCACCCUCAGAGAUGUCUGGCUGCGCUGCCGGCAAGGAUCAUGGGAACUCAAAUGUCCGACGCAGGAAAGUGGGAACCCAGAACUGGGCCUGUGCUCUCGUUACAGAGAGAUAACCAGCCUCCCUGAGAUUAUAGCAAAAGUAAAAGCAGUCAUAAAAGACAAUUGUGGAGAUGAAAAACAUGAUACUGAGCAGGCUGAAGAGCAGAAAAAAGCUGACAAACAUGAGCAGAGAGCAGUUAUGGAUAUGAAGCCUGAGAAAAAAGAAACGGUUGAAGGUGGUAUGCCGUCGUGGCUGGGCGACCUUAACCUGCUGCCGUUUGCCGUGUUCACUACCAGCCGGUGUUCUUUCAGACUUGACGGGGACACCGACAUGGGGGGAGUGCGGGUGGAUCUAGAUCAAGCUGACUUUGGGUUUUGCAUUGGAGAAAUAGAAGUUCUGGUUCCGGACGGAGAAGAGAUACACUCUGCACUGGAGAAAAUUGAGAGGACUGCGCAUAGACUGGGCCUGUCUGGUUAUAAAAAAGUCCCAGGAAAAAUGAAUGUCUACUUGCAAAGAUAUAGACCAGAACACUUCACGGAAUUAUUAAAUGCCAACAUAUUGUGACAGAAAUCUUACAAUCUAGAUAAAGUAAAAUAAAAUAGAUGGCUAGUUAGCCAAAUUCAAGGAAAUAUGUAGCAGAUAUUGGUAGUAUUGAUUUUACAUUCUUUUAAAUCAGCCUAAGCUAUUGAAUCAUGUAGUAUUUUUUUCUGAUGCUGCUAGUGGACAGUGGAGUCAGAAAAUGCAACAAUAAGUAAGUCGUAAUUAUCAGGAAUCCCAGGACAGGUUUAGAGGAAGGGAGAGUAGCAAUAAUGUUGCAUUAACUUAACUAUACAGUGCCACAAAUAUGUGUUUACACAAGUUCCCUUUUCUGCUAAUCUGAAAAUAAGAAUAUAAUGUAAUGCUGAACAUUUAAAAAUAAAUAUGUGUACUCAGUGAGUACA
This is a messenger RNA of Brienomyrus brachyistius, 1387 nucleotides long. RefSeq names its product thiamine triphosphatase (gene thtpa). Gene Ontology annotation, biological process: dephosphorylation; thiamine metabolic process; thiamine diphosphate metabolic process. NCBI's taxonomy places the organism in Eukaryota, Metazoa, Chordata, Actinopteri, Osteoglossiformes, Mormyridae. Gene Ontology annotation, molecular function: thiamine triphosphate phosphatase activity; magnesium ion binding. The record is from RefSeq and is a predicted model, not a curated record. The transcript is spliced from 4 exons. The coding region runs from base 276 to 1010 and encodes 244 amino acids.